This is a messenger RNA of Calidris pugnax (ruff), 3181 nucleotides long. It is a transcript of the gene SYT15, whose product is annotated as synaptotagmin 15. Gene Ontology annotation, biological process: regulation of calcium ion-dependent exocytosis; regulation of dopamine secretion; cellular response to calcium ion. The record is from RefSeq and is a predicted model, not a curated record. Gene Ontology annotation, molecular function: clathrin binding; syntaxin binding; calcium ion binding. The coding region runs from base 188 to 1444 and encodes 418 amino acids. The transcript is spliced from 9 exons. NCBI's taxonomy places the organism in Eukaryota, Metazoa, Chordata, Aves, Charadriiformes, Scolopacidae.
GGCGGGGGAGGCGAUGGGAGCCAGGCCCUGGCUGCGGGAGCCCCAGCACCCAUGCCCGGAUAAACCUGGUAGCAGCGGACAGUCCCUCCAGCACAGGCCACUUGGAGAUGAAGUGGUCCAACAGGUCUCUUCCAUCUCCACUUGCCAUGAUCCUGUACCACAACAGAAUACAAUACGUUAAUUUCUUAUGAUGACAGAACAAGCAGUUGCUGUUGUUGGAAGUAUAAUAGGAGCAGUCCUUUUAUUUCUUCUCAUUGGAAUAACUGCAUACCUGCUCUGGAAGAAAUUUUGCCACCUCCCUUCUUACGAAAAGCUCACCAGUCCUGUCAAAACAACAAAUGCAAAUGCCAUUUUUCAGGAUCGGUCAACUUCUGAAAUUCAACUAAAAAGCACAAGGUCCAGGAGCGUUCCGUUUAUCGUUCCACCAACACUGCAUGGGAGAGACUGGAUUAACCUGACGAACGAAGAGCAGGUUCAGGAAGACAGUGACCCCUACAUGAUUCCUCAGUCUGGGCCACGGUCAUCGUUUCAUUCUUUGGCUGGAGCUUACAUUGUAGGGACCAUUAACCCAGAGCUGUACAAGUUUCCUGAAGACAAGAGUGAGACGGAUUUUCCUGAAGGCAACAUUGGCCGCCUCUGGUUCUCUGUAGAAUAUGAGCAAGAGUCAGAAAGGCUCCUCGUCUCCCUGAUCAAAGUCAGAAAGCUGCAGCCUCCUGCUGAUUCCUGUAGUCCGUUUGUGAAAAUCUACUUGCUGCCCGAUGAAAGAAGCUACUUGCAGUCCAAAACCAAACGCAAAACCCUUAACCCACACUUUGAUGAAAACUUUGUUUUCCAGGUUUCCAGUAAAAUGUUGUUCCAAAGGACACUGAAAUUUUUAGUUUAUCAUGUUGAUAAACAGAAAAAGCAUCAUCUCCUAGGCCAAGUUGUCUUCCCACUGAAAAAUGAAACAUUAACCGAUGACAACAAACUAGUCAUAUGGAGAGAUCUGGAGAAAGAAAACUUGGAGCCUCCUUCAGAGUACGGUGAUAUCCAGUUCUCCCUCAGCUACAACGACUACCUGGGUCGCCUCACUGUAGUGGUUCUGAGGGCGAGGGGAUUAAAGUUCCAGGAGGAGAGCCAUGCUGCCGGUGUGUAUGUCAAAGUCUCUCUAAUGAACCAUAAUAAAUUCAGCAAAAGUAAGAAGACAGCAGCUGUUCUGGGAUCUCCCAAUCCAGUAUAUAAUGAAACCUUCAGUUUCAAGACAGAUCAGACAGAGCUGGAUACAACAAGCCUGAAUCUCUCUGUGCUCCAGAGUAUCAAGGGAGAGAAAACACAUCUGCUAGGACGUGUAGUAGUUGGGCCUUUCAUGUACACCCGUGGCAAAGAACUGGAACACUGGAAUGAAAUGAUCAACAAGCCCAAGGAGUUGGUUAAACGAUGGCAUGCUCUCUGCCACAGCAUGUAAAUAGUAUGGAUAAAAAAGUCCAACAACCUUAAAAAGGAACAGCUCUCACUGUCUUUCAUAAUCUGAUGAUAAAAAAAUCUUUGACCAUUUUACACUCCAAAGUAGACAAGAAUAAAAUACAUAAAUUCUUUCCUUGCCCAAACGCAAAGAGAAAACUUAGUCCCUGCUAGGCUGGAACUCUAUCUUUCCUCUCUUCAAAAUAUAUUUCCAUUUUAAUUAAUGUGCAUGAGAGUAAGAAAAAAAAAUAAACAGGAAGACAAACAUGAUAUCCUAGUAUUAGCUAUAUUGACUAGUACAUUCCAAUUCUUGGUCAUCAGUUCUAGGCACAAACGAUCAUUCGUGAUAUGGAUAGAACCCAAAAUGACCUAAGAACUAUCAAUGAUGAUACCAGGCCUAACUGUCCACUGCAAAGGGAUGGAAGCCCAGUAAACGUGCCAAAACAGAUAAAGCCCAAACGAUGCUAACUACUAAAUUUACAAUUUAAUAGCAGCAUUAUAUUGAAAUCCUCUUCUGAAUAUGAAUGGCGGAAAGUACCGAGUGUUCAUUGAUCAAAAAUCUAGAAACACCUGUUUGCAUCCCUCAGGACAGUGUAUUUCUUGCAGUAAUUCAGUUAGAUGUUUUCAGCUGACCCCAACGUACAACACUGUGUUGACACUAAGGGAGAGGUAUAAAAAGUCCUGAAGUCACAAAUGAUUGGAGGCUGGCAGGAGUACUCGAAGAAAAUACAAGGGACUUACCCUGUCCUUAUAGUUCUCCCUAAACACAACUCUGCUGGAGACAGAGCAUAGAUUACAAAAACCUUGGGUUUGACCUAGUACGACCAUUCUUACAUUGAAAAUCCAAUUAGCUUAAGCCCCUACGAUACACAUCUGUUUUAAUGGCAGAGUUUCUUUGUAAAUUACUGUUCUGUAAAAUAAUUCAGAACAAUUAUUUUUAAUCAAAAUAAAUAGGACAUUCUUCCCUUCUUGAUUGUUCACUGGGGACCAGAACUCUGUACCUUUCACACUGUAGUCAUAAGCCAGACACACAGACUAUUGCAGCAAAAUAUUUUGUACAAUUACGUUCCAAUCUCUGCAGCUGAAAUAAAGCCAGCUUCCUUUCAAACAGGAUACAAUAUUAAUUAAUUCAGAAUAUUAAAAAAUUACAUUUAUCUGGUGAGAUGAGAACACUUUUUGAUAAUAUCGUUAAUAUCUAAAGGAAAUAUUAUGAAUAAGAAUAUAUCUGAGAGGAAUUGUAAGGUAACAGACCUCAUUUCACCUGAUCUCCCACUUGAAAUGUUACAUGGUACCCUCAGUCCAUCUUGCUAACUACACUACUGGAUAUAAGAUGAGCCUAAACUCAUUCCACUUAAUUUUACAGGGUGUUCAACCCUCAUUGCUAUAUAUAGCACCUCCAACCUCAAAGAGCUCUUUUUCAAAUUUUACUCCUACAAAACCACUGAAAAAUCAAUCUAAUAGACAAGAUAUUUGAUCUGGAAAGGAGAACUAUACAUAAACUCUAUGAUAACUGUAUUACUUCGAUAAAGCAAUUUUUCUGUAUACAUUAUGUCCCUCUUUAUGAUUUAAAUCAUACCAAUAAACACUAAAGAUCUUCAAAGUAAGCUAUUAAGAAUGUUUUAGAUGGUUAGAUUUACUUAAUGUACAGUGUCUAUUAACAUAAAAAUCUCCAAAGUGGGAAGUCACUUAUCUGACUUGAUGUACAGUACAGCCCAAGUAAUAAAACAAUGUAUUGUACUAA